AUCAUCACUCUUUCAGUCUUUCGGCACUCUCACUCUUUCCUCUUUACAACAAAAAAGCACCACCUCAUAGCUCAUUCUCCUCCUUCCUUCGCUUCUUUCUUUCAUUUCUUCCCAAGAAACAAGAACUUUAAUAAAAUGCAUCCAAUGUAGCUUCUUUUCUUUCUCAUUUCUUUUCCCGUUUCAAACGAUGGAUUCUCUUCUCUCACUCCAAACCCCAAGCAACAACCCACACCCUCAUUCACCGCCAGGCCUCACCCCAACGCCGUUACGGUUACAACCAACACAAAUGCCGUUACUAGUUCCAAAACCAGAGCCUCUCGACGAUUUCUUCUUUUCUAAUAAUUCCCAACAACGCCCUCACUGGUUCCCUCACCGACAACAACUACAACCACCCCAACCUAACAACAACGAGUUUGAGUUACACGCGCCACCGUUCGCGUCUGCUUCUCCAGAAGAACAAGAAGACUCCGAACUCUACAACCACUUCUUCCGAGUCUCUCAGCUCUUCCGUACAGCUUUCUCUGAUACUCUCUUCCAAAAGGACGCCGUUCCGGAACCCGUGACGCCACAAUUACAGUCACAGUCGCACCCGAAUUUUCAAGAUUCUCUUUCCUAUGCUUCUAGUUCCCAACCUGAACCUGAGGCUGAGGUUGAGGCAACGCCCGAAGCGGAUUCACGCGCCUUGGUUCCCGUUCCGCCAUCUUCGUCGUUGGUCGUCGCGGCUCCUUCGAAGCGCGUGAGCAAGAAGAAGAAGCUGGUGAGGGUCUCCAAACUCCGCCUUCACGAGCAGCUUCAUUUCCGUGAGGUCGUGAGGCGAACGAGGAUGAUCUACGACUCGAUCCGCGUUCUCUGCACCAUCGAGGAAGAGAAGCGGGUCCAGGAGGAGAAAAGAGCUGCCGAGGAGAAGAGAGCUGCCGCCGUCGCUGACGUUGUUACUAUUGCCGCUGAUGAACCGUUCGCUGCAUCUGAAUCCACCAUUGAAUGUUCUUCCUUAGCUGAAACCACCGUCUCUGUUGCCGUGCCAGCUCCUGAAUCCGCCGGGGAACAACAAUCGGCCACCGACAAUGGCGCCGGCAAUAAACAGCCGGAAACAGUCAACAGGGGCGAAGCUGAUGCCAAGAUGGCGCGGCGGAUGCGGCAAAGAGGGGAUAUUCGUGCGGCGAAGAUGAUGAGGUUGAAGCAUCUUUGGCUGAACUGCGAUAAGCAAAUCGUCGGAGCGAUUCCCGGUGUGUAUGUUGGCGACGUGUUCCUCUUUCGGAUGGAAUUGUGUGUCCUUGGAUUGCACGGUCAGAUCCAAGCUGGCAUUGAUUACCUGGCAGCUUCCAUGAGCCCCAACAAUGAACCAAUUGCAACGAGUGUCAUUGUCUCCGGUGGCUACGAGGAUGAUAUGGACGAAGGAGAUGUCAUAAUCUACACUGGACAAGGCGGGCAGGCCACGAAUUCCGUGAGGCAAGCCACACACCAGAAGUUGGAGAGUGGGAACCUGGCAUUGGAGAGGAGUAUGUAUCAUAAUAUUGAGGUUAGAGUGAUUAGAGGGAUGAAGUAUGAGGGAGCCGCUGCAAAAUCCGGUAAGAUUUAUGUCUAUGAUGGUUUAUAUAGGAUUUCUGAGUGCUGGUUUGAUGUUGGAAAGUCCGGUUUUGGUGUUUAUAAGUAUAAGCUUGUUAGGAUUGAAUGGCAGCCUAAGAUGGGUAGUGCUAUUCUUAAGGAAGCUAGGAGCAUUAGGAAAAGUGGAGUGGAUUUUCAACCAAUGUAUUGUCUUUCUGUUGAUAUUUCGAAUAAGAAGGAGAAGGUUGCGGUUCGGCUCUUUAAUGAUAUUGAUGAUAGUAAGGAGCCGCUUUGUUUUGAUUAUCUUCUAACAACUAGUUUCCCUCCAUUUGUGUUUCAUCAGAGCGGGACAGCUACUGGCUGUGAUUGUAUUGGCGGUUGUACGGAUGGAUGCUUUUGCAGUAUGAAGAAUGGAGGCGAGUUUCCUUAUAAUCAGCAGGCGAUCCUUGUGAGGGGGAAGCCUUUGAUUUUUGAGUGUGGCCCUUUUUGCAGUUGUCCACCUCAAUGUAGGAACCGUGUGUCGCAGAAUGGGGUGAAGAACAAGUUGGAAGUUUUUAGGUCGAAGCAGACAGGUUGGGGAGUAAGGUCCUUGGACCUUAUUCAUGCUGGUGCUUUUAUCUGUGAGUAUUCAGGUGUUGUUUUGACUAGGGAGCAAGCACAGCUUUUGACGAUGAAUGGUGACUCGUUGAUAUAUCCUAAUCGGUUUUCUGAAAGGUGGGCAGAAUGGGGUGAUUUGUCUCAGGUAAACUUGGACUACGUGCGUCCAUCUUAUCCGUCAAUUCCUCCUCUGGAUUUUUCUCUGGAUGUGUCAACAGUCCGAAACGUUGCUUGCUAUAUGAGCCAUAGUUCAAGUCCAAAUGUUAUGGUUCAAUUUGUUCUGUAUGAUCACAACAAUUUGAUGUUCCCUCACAUUAUGCUGUUUGCAAUGGAGAAUAUCCCUCCACUGAGAGAGCUCAGCCUUGAUUAUGGGGUGGCUAAUGAGUGGACAGGCAAGCUCUCUAUAUGUAAUGGGUGAAUUCAUAAGAUUCAAGCCCUUCUUUUUUUUGCUGAAGUGGAGUUUCAGGCAUUGUUUCACUGAGACUUAGCUUGAUUUUCAGAAGGGUUCAAGGUACUCAGAUUUUGUGGAACCAUUGGAGUGCCUGCUUAUGAACCCUUAGGGUACCGUAAAUCGCGUAAUAGCUAUAUUACAUAAUCGUUUUAUCCAACUUCUGUUGGCCAAUUCAUGGCCUUUUCUGCAUGGUGAAGAUCAGGAAAUAGUGUUCCUCUCCUCAACUGGAACAAAUCUGAAAAUAUACUCAGUUGUUGCUGCCAUCAUUUGUUCUUCGAUACCUGGUUUCUGGCAAAAUAUUUGCAAAUCUUGUCACCACCAAUUCUAGGAAGUAGCUCGGCUUCGCUAACCUGUUUUUGUCAUUGUAUAUAAUGUAAGUUCAAAGCUGGUACAGGGAUGAUACUUGUGGUUGGCAAUGAUGGAUGGAUAGAAUGCAGCAAAUCUAAUUAGUUUUGGAAACAAAAUGUGUUAGCAAUUUUGGUAUCUAUCAUCAUAGGCUCUGGGUAUUUUUGGCCCAUAGAAUAUACUUUAGAUAUUUGGCUCAUUUUUUUUUAAUAUGGAGAGUAUGUUGGUAUUUUGAAUGGAAAUAGGCGUUUUUUUGUGUAUUUGCAUGUUGGUGGACGUGUCAGAUGUGCACUAUCAACACGUGAGGGGUGUGCUAACGCAGCACAUGAAGGGCAAGCUGGCAAUACGUGAGGGGCGUGUUACUGACAUGACAAUGUGUGAUUCGAGCCACCCUUAACCAGUGACGGAUUCAGAAAGUUUUGAUAGUGGAGGCAAAAUAUAUGUAACAUAAUAAUAAUUUAGGUUUAGCUAAUAUGUGUCU
Molecule: messenger RNA, 3419 nt
Organism: Arachis stenosperma
Lineage: Eukaryota; Viridiplantae; Streptophyta; Magnoliopsida; Fabales; Fabaceae
Product: histone-lysine N-methyltransferase family member SUVH9-like
Exons: 2
Coding region: 188-2560 (790 amino acids)
Cellular component (GO): nucleus
Molecular function (GO): protein binding; zinc ion binding; histone methyltransferase activity
Source: RefSeq, a predicted model, not a curated record